AUGGCCGCCCACAAAACAUUUAUCGUCAAGCGAAAGCUUGCGAAAAAGGCCAAACAGAACAGACCGUUGCCUCACUGGGCUCGUAUGAAGACCGGUAAUAAGAUCCGGUAUAAUGCUAAGAGACGUCAUUGGCGCCGCACAAAACUAAAAUUGUAA
Anisakis simplex (herring worm) is the source of this 156-nucleotide messenger RNA. Lineage: Eukaryota; Metazoa; Nematoda; Chromadorea; Rhabditida; Anisakidae. The record is from the annotation of a GenBank genome assembly.